Sclerotinia sclerotiorum 1980 UF-70 is the source of this 1230-nucleotide messenger RNA. RefSeq lists its product as hypothetical. Gene Ontology annotation, biological process: mitochondrial calcium ion homeostasis; calcium import into the mitochondrion. Gene Ontology annotation, molecular function: calcium channel activity; uniporter activity. Gene Ontology annotation, cellular component: uniplex complex; mitochondrial inner membrane. The transcript is spliced from 2 exons. Lineage: Eukaryota; Fungi; Ascomycota; Leotiomycetes; Helotiales; Sclerotiniaceae. The record is from RefSeq and is a predicted model, not a curated record. The coding region runs from base 1 to 1230 and encodes 409 amino acids.
AUGCGAUUGGCGAACAGAAGGAAAUACAAGCAAGAACGCCGCAAACUCCUUACCACCCCAUCACGGCUCCUGAAGCUUAUUUUACCUCUGACUACACUGGACAAGAACUCCGAUCGUAAAGAUAUAGAGCCACUAGCUCUCCUCGUUCAUCCUCAGCAACCUCUCUCCUACCUCGAACGCCUUAUCCAGUCUGAAUUACCAAUGAUAACUGCAAAAGAUGGACAUACAGAAAAAGUACCCGCAGUGCAUUUUCGCGCCCAAGACUCCACACAAGAUGAGAUCACAGCCGAUCAUAGAAAAGAGAUAGAUGAAGAUGUAGAAGAAGGUACAGACGAACAGAUGGUUGAUGGAAAAAUCAUGAAGCUUGGAAAGAUUAGCAGCUCCAAAGAUAAAAGCAUUUCCCAGAAAGAUAAAGAACAAAUACGAAAUGACUUACGAGGAGGGCCUGGCGAAGGAGGAGUGGAAAGUUAUUCAGGAAGCGGACGUGAACAAUCUUCUGAAGGGGAAGUAAAAUUCGUGCGCUGGUCUUCGUCGACUGAGAUAGGGGAUUUCAUUCGCGAUGCUGCGCGAGGAAAGGAAUUUGCGGUGGAGAUUGAAGGGUCGUCUCGUGAGAUUAGAGUCGGGGUGCCAUCGUUCAACGAUCGGACUCAUUACUUGAGAGUUCGUCUACGGAAGAAAAGCAGGAAACUGGCGGAUUAUGCAAAAAUCAAGAAAGAGUGCGACGAUCUUGCACAUCGAGGAGCGCGACAUCUCGCUAUGGGUGGUCUUGGCCUGCUGGUUUCCUGGUGGGUUGGAACCUUCUUCCUUACCUUCCUGACUCCUAUUGGAUGGGAUACCAUGGAACCUGUCACCUAUUUUGCAGGAUUAUCGACUAUUAUUUUGGGUUACUUAUGGUUUCUCUACCACAAUCGCGAAGUUUCUUACAGGGCUGCACUCAAUUUGACGGUUUCGAGGAGACAGCGAACAUUAUACCAGGCAAAAGGAUUUGAUUUGCAGAAGUGGGAAGCAGUGAUUGAAGAGGCAAAUGCGUUGAGAAAGGAGAUCAAGAACAUUGCUGAUGAAUAUGAUGUGGAUUGGGAUGAGAAGGCCGAUGAGGGAAGUGAAGAGGUGCACGAUGCGUUGAAGGCUGAGAGGAAAAAGACUAAGAGGAAAGAGAAGGAAGAUGAAGGGGAGGAGGCGGAAGAGGAUGAACGAGACGAGGAAGAUAAGGAGAAGAGGAAGGAUGAUUAA